UACAGGUGCUGCACUUGAUGGGCAUGGCUCUGCUGGAGGAGCAGCAACAGCUAGAGAACAUUGGGGAUGACGAUGAAGUUACUUUCAACUUCACCCUCAAAAUCUCCCAUGGUGGUUAGCAUUAAAACGAUGCGUGAGUGCACAGCUGCUGCACCUCCCUGUGAAGGAACAGGGCACUGUCACAAGGAGACUGUGUGGGACAAAGACAAAGCAGAGAGAAAAAAGAAAGCUGAACUGUGCUGGAAAAAGACCAUGGCUCAAACAUUAGAGAGCCAGAGUCAUUUUAUCAAUAAGUACAUAGAUCUGCUCACGCAGGAUUCAGAGGAUCUGGACGCCUCAGCCUCUACAUCAGCAGAGCAUAGCCCCAGUUCAUGUGACAGUGCUCUGGUGUGUGUGGGACCUCGUCGUUGGCGUGCCAGAGGAGGAGAGAGGAGGCAGAUGGAGAUGUGUAUCCUGUGUCACGAAGUGCAGGAGAUCCUACCUGAUGGCACCGCCAUGGUGCUCGCUGCCUUUGUCCAACGCUCUACGGUCAUGUCCAAGAACCGCAAAAGACCCCCUCACAAUCCAGAGAGCUAUGAUCCCCUCUUCAUGCACCCUGACCUGUCCUUUGGUACCCAUACCGGCAGCUGUGGCCACCUCAUGCACUCUCACUGCUGGCAGAGGUGAGGAGUUGAGCAAAAUGUUACUUCUAGACAGCCUUCUACUUAAUCCCAAAUAAAAACUUUUGCUGCUUUCAAACGUUUGUGGAUAUAGGCAAUAGAAUCAGCAGCUAACAGUAAAUAGUUUGUCUAGAAAAUAAUAUGACCUCUAUAUGAGCAAUCACAAUAAAUUAGCUAGUAUUAAUCAAUCAGUCUGGAUGUUUUGUCACUGAAAAGUCAAAAACCUAAUCUGUGAUGUACAGGAAAGUCUUCAUGGAUGUGUGGUGAUCGAUAAGAUGUAGAUCGAAAUUGGAUGUGUUUGGCUUAAAUAUGCGAUCUGCGGAUAUUUUUUUUUUUUUGUCCCAAUACAGUGAGCUGAUCAUUGACACAAAGCAUGAAACAAAGCUUGCUAUGUGCACUUGACUAUUUUUUAAAAUUAUUUUACCCCCCAAUGCCUGCAACCCACACCACACACAGAUCUGCCAGUAUCACACCCACCUAUUUAUACAUCAGGUGUACACUUCCAUCAGAAGCAGAAAACUCAGAGACUUCCCUUCUGGAUGUGCAUUAGAGAUGUUAACCCCAGACUCUACACUCAAUCACUACACUCUGUUCUACCAAUUUCAGAAAAAGAGAAGGUCCAUUUUAGUGCAGAACCGUGCUACGUGCACUCCUACUGAACCACAGCCUGGUUUUAAUCAAGCCAUCAGAUCUCACCUCUGACCUCUCGGACUGCACAAUUCUGUCUAACAUGUCGAGCCUGGUGAGGUUAGGCUUUAGCUCAGGCAGCAUAA
Molecule: messenger RNA, 1432 nt
Organism: Ictalurus furcatus (blue catfish)
Lineage: Eukaryota; Metazoa; Chordata; Actinopteri; Siluriformes; Ictaluridae
Product: E3 ubiquitin-protein ligase UBR2-like
Exons: 5
Coding region: 67-666 (199 amino acids)
Biological process (GO): ubiquitin-dependent protein catabolic process via the N-end rule pathway
Cellular component (GO): cytoplasm; ubiquitin ligase complex
Molecular function (GO): ubiquitin protein ligase activity
Source: RefSeq, a predicted model, not a curated record